Pieris napi is the source of this 1021-nucleotide messenger RNA. RefSeq names its product circadian clock-controlled protein daywake-like. The record is from RefSeq and is a predicted model, not a curated record. The transcript is spliced from 6 exons. Lineage: Eukaryota; Metazoa; Arthropoda; Insecta; Lepidoptera; Pieridae. Bases 183 to 971 code for a protein of 262 amino acids.
GUUGUCAACCGUGGAAUGUAAUACUGGUUCCAUAAAGAGGACAAAGUUAAGUUCUGUUUACGAAGUCAACAAUUGCAUGGCCCCACUCCGAGUGUUGCAUCAAGAACCGACCAGGCGGGGGUUUAGUACGCACCACCUCGGGCCACCUCGAGGUAUACAAAGCAGUUCUUUAGAAUAUAAUCAUGAAGUUUAUACUAGUUACAGUGAUAUUGGUACACCAUAUAACCGCGGAACACUAUAAAACGAAGCCUAGCUUUGUUAAAACAUGUUCGUUGAGUGAUCCCGAUUUUGACGAUUGCUCUAAAACGGCUGUACAAUUAUUGUUCAAUGCAUUGGGACCUGGUCUUCCAGAGAUAGAUUUGCCUCCAUUAGACCCCUUAAAAAUACCAAAAAUAAGAAUAUUACAGGGAGAUGGCCCCGUUAAUGUCAACGCAGCGCUUGACGAUGUUACCGUGUCCGGCUUCGGUAAAACCGAUGUUUUACUGAGUCAAGUGGACAGCAAAACCUACGACUUCUACACAAAGGUACGAGUACCAAAAAUAAGAAUUGAAGGAACUUAUGAUUUAAAAGGAAAAAUUUUAUUGAUACCCUUAGUUGGUCGUGGUCGGUGCUGGUUUGAGCCCAGUAACAUGACAAUUGAUAUCGUCAGUGACGUGAAAUUAUAUGAGAAAGAUGGAUUUACGUUCUUUAACGUUACUCAGGUUCAUGUUAAAUAUAAUAUUGGAGUUCUCAAACUGUAUAUGCACAAUCUAUUCGACGGAAUUUCAUCUUUGGAGGAAAGUACGAACGCCUAUUUGAACGCAAAUUGGCGCCCUGUGUCCGAAUCACUACGACCAAUUCUAUCAAAAACAAUUGAAGAUAUUCUACUCGGAUUUAUGCGGCAAAUAUUUCAUAAUUUACCUGCAACCUUUAUCAUAGAAGAUGUUAAAAAUAAUAGUUUAUUAAGCAAGAAGGAUGACAAACAAUUGUAAAAUAAUUUUAGCGAUUCUAAAAUUCCUUUAUAAUAAGUCUUUUAAUAUGA